AUGUCCGAUCAAACUGCAUUGGUCACCGGAGCCACUGGCCUACUAGGCAGACAGGUUGUAAGGGCCUUCGAAAGAGGCAAGUGGAACGUUAAAGGGACAGGCUACUCUCGUGCCGACGGGUCAUCGAUCCUCAAGGUCGAUUUAGUAAAUGCAGAGCAAGUAGAGGCUGCCCUUGAUAAUGUUAAACCACAAGUCGUAGUUCACUGCGCCGCGAACCGAUUCCCCGACAAGUGUGACAACGACCCCGAGGGAACACGCGCCCUAAACGUCGAAGCUACUAGGAGACUUGCCUCCCUGUGCGCGGCGCGUGGUAUCUUCCUAAUCUAUAUAUCCACCGACUAUGUCUUCCCAGGCAAGCCUGGUGAUGCACCGUACGAGGCUGAUGCAAAGCCGCAACCUACCAACUUAUACGGGCAGACGAAGCUAGAUGGAGAGCAGGUUGUAUUGGAGGAGUAUCAACGUGCCGGCAAGGCAGGUCUUGGUGUUGUCCUACGUGUUCCCGUAUUAUACGGUGAUGCCGAGGUGCCAUCUGAGAGCGCUGUGAAUGUGCUCAUGGAAUCUGUCUGGAAAGCACAAGAAUCAGGUGCCAAGGUUAAGAUGGAUCACUGGGCACUCCGUUAUCCUACCAAUGGUAAGUUCAAUAUUACCAACAUUACCACUACCGAAGAUGUAGGACGGGUGUGUUAUGAUGUUUCCCUGAAAUAUCUAAACACGGAUGACCCAUCUAAAUUACCUUAUAUCUUACAAUUCUCUUCGGAGAAUAAGUAUACCAAGUAUGAGAUCUGCCAGCUCUUCGGCGAAAUCAUGGGUCUAUCGAUCGCAGCCAUCGAGCCUAAUACCGAAGGGAACGACCCGAAUGCUUCCGUCCAGAGGCCGUACGACUGCCACCUCAGCACGAAGGCACUCAAAGAUAUCGGCAUAGAUGUGGCUACUCAGGAUUUUACCGGUUGGUGGAGGUGGAGUGUUAAAGCAUUUAGAAAAUGA
Messenger RNA from Daldinia childiae, 984 nucleotides. RefSeq names its product Methionine adenosyltransferase 2 subunit beta. NCBI's taxonomy places the organism in Eukaryota, Fungi, Ascomycota, Sordariomycetes, Xylariales, Hypoxylaceae. Gene Ontology annotation, cellular component: methionine adenosyltransferase complex. The transcript is spliced from 5 exons. Bases 1 to 984 code for a protein of 327 amino acids. The record is from RefSeq and is a predicted model, not a curated record. Gene Ontology annotation, molecular function: methionine adenosyltransferase regulator activity. Gene Ontology annotation, biological process: S-adenosylmethionine biosynthetic process.